Messenger RNA from Iphiclides podalirius (scarce swallowtail), 2700 nucleotides. The record is from the annotation of a GenBank genome assembly. Lineage: Eukaryota; Metazoa; Arthropoda; Insecta; Lepidoptera; Papilionidae.
AUGGCUGGAGGACAAGAGAAAUGGUAUUUUACAAAAGAGCAACUCCAGAAUUCUCCAAGCAGAAGAUGCGGUUUAGAUGCAGAUAAGGAGCUUGCCUACCGGCAGCAGGCAGCGAAUCUUAUCCAGGAUAUGGGCCAAAGGCUUCAAGUUUCACAACUAUGCAUCAACACGGCCAUCGUGUAUAUGCAUCGCUUCUACGCCUUCCACUCCUUCACGCAAUUCCACAGAAACGCCAUUGCCGCCGCGGCGCUAUUUCUCGCGGCAAAGGUGGAGGAACAACCACGAAAAUUAGAAUAUGUAAUAAAGGUGGCACAUGUCUGCCUCCACAGAGGUGAGGGAGUUAAUGCCCUCACUUCUGAACAAUACCAAGAACAGGCGCAGGACCUGGUAUUCAACGAGAACGUACUCCUACAGACGUUAGGUUUUGAUGUCGCGAUCGACCAUCCGCACACUCACGUUGUACGCACGUGUCACCUUGUCAAAGCUCCGAAGGACCUAGCGCAGACCUCGUAUUUCAUGGCGUCGAACAGCCUCCAUUUGACCACGAUGUGCUUGCAGUAUAGGCCGACAGUCGUCGCCUGCUUCUGCAUACAUCUCGCGUCAAAAUGGAGCAAUUGGUCGAUCCCGCAAUCGCACGAAGGUCGCCACUGGUUCUCCUACGUCGACCGCAGCGUAACUUCGGAGCUCCUCGAGCGGCUUACUGCUGAAUUCCUGCACAUCUUCGACAAGUGCCCCUCUCGGCUCAAGAGGAAGAUGAUGACAAUGUCCAACAACAGCGGCAGUUCACCCCAUUCAAACGCCGCACAUCCGUCCUCUUCCGCUCCAGGUGUACCCAACUCGCCAUUCGACAAGAAACACCCACCGCCCAAUAGUGAUGAGUUCGACAAAUCAUUUGACAAAGAAUACGAGCGCGAGAGGCGUCGUCAGCCUGGCGCCGGUGGUUAUGUGCCGGCGACAUCCGCCCCACCCGUUAAUGCAACACAACCGCAGAAAAUAGACUACAAUUUGUAUAGAGAAAAAAGAGAAAGGGAGGAAAGAGAGCGGAGGCAGGCCGCUAUGCAGCAAGCGAGGCCCAGCUCCUCCCAGCAGCCGAGGCCGGGUAGUUCUCAACCGCCGCCCCACCAUCAGAGGCCGUCUUCGGGCCAGCACCACCACAAGCCGCACCACGCGUGGCCGCACCACAAGCCGCCGCACCACAAACCGCCCCACGAUCACAGGCACCACAGGCCGCCACAAGUGCCGCCCGCUGCGUCAAACCCCGCCCAGGCGGUGCCGCAUCCGCCCAACCCUCAGUCCCAGCCCCAACCACCGCCCCAACCCCAACCGGAGCCGGUGCCGCAGAGAACGCGCCCGCCGUCGCUCUUCUCGCCCGAGAACGCGACCACGCCCACCGCCGCUGCCGCUUCGGCCCCCAGGAGACUGCAGCCCCCCACUAGCAGGGAGCAAAGGCCGCCCCGGCCGGACGCCCGCCCGCUACCGGCCGCCCCCAACGCCCUCUCGGCCCCUGCGCCGAUACAAGCGCCCCAAGCGCACUCUCAACCGAUCCUCCAAGAGCAAAAGCCCCCCAGUCCGCACAAAAAGCGGCCCGACCCCACGGCCGCGAUACGCGAAAUGCAACCGCCGGCCAUACUGUCCCCAUUCUCGUCCCCGCCCGCCGUCAAAGAGCCGCCGCCAAGGCAGCCGAGGCAACGGGCGCCGUCCAACUCGGAGCCGGAACUGGUGCCGGUCGUCAAGAAACUCGACGAGACGCCCGGCUACGAGAAUGUGAUACGCGACUCCCAACGCGGCAACACGAUCAGAUCGCGACCCCCCGAACAGCGGAAGCCGGAGCCGCCGUCGAGGAGUCUCAACGGCAUAGAGACCGACCCCACUCUGGUGUCAAAUUUGCUCAAGGAAAGCCUCGCGAAACCCGCCCCCAUUACCGUCCCAACGGAACGCAAAUCUCCUAUAGAAAUAAAGCGCGAACCGAUGGUUGAAACCCCCGCUCCGGCGCCCCCUCCCCCACAACCGGAACCUCACCCUAACCUAUCCCAGCCCCACCUGAACCAAGAGGAAAAUUCCGAACACAAACACAAAAAGGAGAAGAAGAAAAAGGACAAACACAAGCAUAAGGACCGCGACAAGUCGAAAGACGAGCGGAAGAAACACAAAAAGGACAAAGAGAGGGAGAGAAAGAAGGAGGCGAGUCCACAGCCACCGCCCGCGGAGCCGAUGGCGGACGGCGCGUUGCGGAUAACGAUACCCAGGGAGAAGUUGUCCACUAGUCCCGGGCUGAAGAUUAAAAUACCGAAGGAGCGUUUGGCGGCGCCCCCACCGCCGCCGCAGCCUUCGGGCCUCAAGAUCAAGAUCUCAAAAGAGGUCCUCGAGACGUCGAGGAAGCGGACCGGCGGCGCCGAGCUCGGCCCGCCGCAGAAGAUGCCGCGCCAGAACGGAGCUCCGCAUCCCAAGGUAGGCAAUUGGAACGUACCACCCCCUUAUAGACCCCCACUGCCUUACUAUGUCGUUCAGCCGCCGCCCCCGCUGUAUUACGGCAUGGGGAUGGACGGGUACUUCUACGGCGCGAUGUAUGGACCGCCGCCGCCCCAUCAGCCCCAUCACCAACCGCCGCAUCAGCCCCCACACCAGCCACCGCAGCCCCUGCAACAGCAACCCCCUUUGCCGGCGAUGCCGCCGCCGCCCGUCCCCCCACCGCCGCCGGAA